Messenger RNA from Corvus hawaiiensis (hawaiian crow), 8245 nucleotides. It is a transcript of the gene PSPC1, whose product is annotated as paraspeckle component 1. Gene Ontology annotation, molecular function: RNA binding. The transcript has 9 exons. The record is from RefSeq and is a predicted model, not a curated record. Gene Ontology annotation, biological process: regulation of DNA-templated transcription. The coding region runs from base 93 to 1532 and encodes 479 amino acids. Lineage: Eukaryota; Metazoa; Chordata; Aves; Passeriformes; Corvidae. Gene Ontology annotation, cellular component: nucleus.
GCGCCAUUUUGAACUGGCUGAGGGUCGGAGGCGGCGGCUGCUGAGCACGGUUCCGCGUCCCCUGAGGGAGAACCCACGAGGAAGGAGCGGAUAUGGCCGCGAAUAGGAACUUGAAGCAAGUGCGGAUCGAAAACAGCUCCCCAGCGGCGCCGCUGGGCAUGGUGGGGGGUGGCGGCGGCGGCGGCAACCUGAAAGGGUUGCGCGGCCUAGAAGCGGAGAGUGAGGCGGCGGCGGCGGCCAUGGCUCUGGCGCCGAGCAAAGAAGGUGGCGGAGAUGAGGAGCAGGAGGUUGGGUUCACCAUCGAUAUCAAGAGCUUUCUCAAACCUGGCGAGAAGAGCUACACGCAGCGUUGCCGGCUGUUCGUGGGGAAUCUGCCUACUGAUAUAACCGAGGAGGAUUUCAAGCGCCUUUUCGAGCGCUACGGGGAGCCCAGCGAGGUCUUCAUCAAUCGGGACCGUGGCUUCGGCUUCAUCCGCCUGGAAUCUAGGACCCUGGCUGAAAUAGCAAAGGCAGAACUUGAUGGUACUAUUUUGAAGAGCAGACCACUUCGAAUUCGAUUUGCUACCCAUGGAGCUGCUUUAACUGUGAAGAAUCUGUCACCUGUGGUUUCCAAUGAGCUGCUGGAACAAGCAUUCUCGCAAUUCGGGCCGGUGGAAAGAGCAGUCGUUGUAGUAGAUGAUCGUGGCAGAGCUACAGGGAAAGGUUUCGUAGAAUUUGCAGCAAAGCCUCCAGCACGGAAAGCUCUGGAAAGAUGCAGUGAUGGGGCAUUCUUGCUUACAACAACACCUCGACCAGUUGUUGUAGAACCAAUGGAGCAAUUUGAUGAUGAGGAUGGACUCCCAGAGAAACUAAUGCAAAAAACACAACAAUACCACAAGGAAAGAGAACAGCCUCCACGCUUUGCUCAGCCUGGAACAUUUGAGUUUGAGUAUGCUUCACGGUGGAAGGCUCUUGAUGAGAUGGAAAAGCAGCAGCGUGAACAGGUUGACAGGAACAUUAGAGAAGCCAAAGAGAAGCUAGAGGCAGAAAUGGAAGCAGCUAGACACGAGCAUCAGCUAAUGCUGAUGAGGCAAGAUCUCAUGCGUCGUCAGGAAGAAUUGAGGCGUUUGGAAGAACUUCGAAACCAAGAACUUCAAAAACGCAAGCAGAUACAAUUGAGACAUGAAGAAGAGCACAGACGUCGUGAAGAAGAGAUGCUACGCCAGAGGGAACAGGAGGAAUUACGACGACAGCAGGAGGGAGGAUUUAAGCCAAAUUUCAUGGACAAUAGAGAACAGGAAAUGAGAAUGGGUGAUAUGGGUCCUCGUGGAGCAAUAAACAUGGGAGAUGCGUUUAGCCCAGCACCUGCUGGUAACCAAGGCCCUCCUCCAAUGAUGGGUAUGAAUAUGAACAACAGAGGAACUUUACCUGGCCCUGCAAUGGGUCCUGGUCCUUCCAUGGGACCAGAAGGAGCUGCAAAUAUGGGAACACCAAUGAUGCCAGAUAAUGGAACAGUGGACUUGAUUUUGUCGCUGAAUACAGCAACUGUAUAGAGCAUGUACACACCAUGUAAGUAUGAAACAGCUGGUAUUAAGGUCAUUAGCCUCUCAUCAAACCAGUGAGAAUCCAGUCUUACACCUGUGUGCAUCAUAGACAGAGAAGCGCCAAACAGAAGACCAUGGUAAAGAAAAAUUAAAUAGUACAUAUCUAUUAGCAGUGAUGGGAUGGGAUGAAGGUAUUUUCAUUAAUUUUUUGCUUUAAUUCACUGUAAUCAAUUUCUUGUAUGACAGGGAAACUAAUUUUAUUAUCAGUUAGUACUUGAAAGAAAAAAAUCCCCACUAAAACAGAACACCUCUCCCAAAGAAAUCCCCAAGCCCAAAAUACCUCAGUGUACAACCCAACCCCAAGCAAAACAUGUUUUCCCACUUUAAAUAACCGUAUAUACUUAAGCAAGGUGGAAGACAAAAUAAAUCUAAAAAGAUGUAAAAAACACAAGGGUUUACUGUAUUUAUUUUUGCAUCUGUUAGCUCUUGAUGAUCUGUUCAUUUUAAUGUGUUGCUUUUUAAAAAAACAUGUUCCAUAACUGUUCAUUAUUUGCUAUAAAAGGAUUUAUUUUACUAAAUUUAUUUAUUGUUACUGAAUUUUAAAUAUUUUUAUAUAGUGUAAAAUUGCACAAAAAACCACUGCAUAAACCAGCUAUUGCAGUACUAUAGAAUGCAGUCUUUGAACUGCUAGCUGAAUUGAUUUUUCAGGCUGCAUACAAAUGUUUUAAAUAUUUGUAUGCUAAUGGGAAUUAGAAAUAUUUGUGUGCAUAUUUAAAAUAAUCCAGUAUAUGCAUUGCUGCAGAUAUGAAUAGCCUUUUGCCCUCCUUGCUGCUUGGUCCUGCUUCCUCUGUGUCCUCCUUGCAUCCCUGUGCCCAAGCAGUGAGCAGGUAAAGGAGACUCAGUGAGAAUAAUCAAUUCUGCUCAUUUCAGUGUGGAAGGAGAGAAGAGCAAGGAGGGGCAGUAGGGCAAGACUCUUCAUAACUGUGCAUACAUAGGGCAUAGGGUAAUUGGCGGUGUAGACACAGAACGUAGUUUUAUCUACGUUCUCAUUAAGUGAGUUUGGAAGAAAUACAUAACCUAGAACAAAUGGGUAAGAAGCAUGUUGAGGGCUCUGGAUGUCUGAAUAACACGGUUAUGGUUUACAUUCUUGGUGAUAGCUGGUCCAAGAGGGGCGAGUAUUUCAAGUCAUGAAGAAAAAAAUGUACACUAAAAUGUUGAGCCAAAUUUUAUGUGAGCUUGAUCUGUCUGUUCACUUUCUGCAGUUACCAAGAAGGUUACAUGCAAGCCAGUAAAAUAUGGAAAAUAGUGUUCUUCGUGAUUUCUCCAGGAGAGAUGAUAUACACAGUUGCUUUAAAGAAGCAAGACUAUUCACAUGUACUUUUCCUUGGAAGAAAAUAUAUAAACUGCCAUUACAAAGAUGGGAAAUACUGUCUUUUAAAGUGCUAACAUUCUUCAUUCUUUGACAUAAUAGCGCUGUGUCGUUCCAUAUAUUAUGUUCUGCUUUUAAGGGGGAGAGCAUGUGAAAGGUAAGCCCCAGCUCCAGUUUUAAUCAACUUCAAAUAGAAAGCUUUUUCCAGAAGGCACAGAAGGGAACCUGUAAUAAUGAAACAGUAGUUCAUCUUCAGUUUUGUUCCGGUGUGGAACAUUGUGUUUCUAGAACUUCCAGCAUUGUACCGGUAGCAGUUCCACAUCUAACAUUUUCAGAACCAGAGCUGUGCCAAAUCAUACAAAUAAAGUUUUUGCCUUAGUGUGUGAAGAGUGCAAUUACUGCAAUUCAAAAAUGGAAUGUUCAGACUUUUGAAAGAAAAUGUAUGAAAGAAUUGUCAUAUAUUAAAGUGAUGGUUUAAAGGUGAAAAUUGUAAACUUGGCAGCAGGGAUGGCUAUGCUUCUAAAAUUAUUUUGGGAUAUGUGUCAGUUGAUCAUUGCCAUGUUAUACUUUGUGUAGUUUUUUGUAAUACCACUUAAUGCAUGUUUGGCAUCAUUCUUCCAUCACACUUGUGUAGUUUCAUAUAUUAUUAACACUGAUGAAUGCAACUGUCUAUAGAUGGGGGGUACCAGAGCAUUUGUUUCGUAUUAUGUAACUUGUUUAGGAGGGGUUUUCAUUGCUAAACUUGUUUUCUGUCUUGUGUUUACUCUGCAUGUUCUGAGCAAAAUACACUUUUUCUACUUAUAUGGGGAAAAAGUAGCAAGUCAUGAAAAAGUGUUUUUUUAGGAAUGUAAAUGGAAGUCCUGGAUGCUUCUUACUGCUUCUAAAAUGACAGCUGUCUAGGAGAAUGAAAUCACUUGGUAUACUUUCUGCUUUAUUAUUCUAGACUUCGUCCUGCUUACAGCACACACUUCAGAAUCAUUAUUCAAGGUUAAAAUACCCCGAAGUUGAAUUUCUGUCUGGUUUUAAUCCUGUGUGUGUACAAGACAGUAAAUGAAACACAAAUGUCUUGAUGUUUGCUCUGAAUAGUACUCUUAAUUACCCACAUAAAGAAAAAUAAUUAGUUUGAGUUUCAUAAUUUUAAAAUAUUUAAUUAGCCAGUCCUCUGGUGGUGGGCUGGGGAAAGCACAGAUUUGUGGAGAAAUCAUGCUCUUGUUUUCAGUUGCAUUAUGUUCCUGGGCAUGCAUUUUUUACUCUUUACAUUGGGAGCAUUUGUUACAAAGAUUAAACAAGAAAUAUAAUUUGUUGUAUUUUAUCCAAUUAUAAGUAUUAGUUCAUUGUUACAUUGUAAAAAUAGAAUAAGUUAGUUUAGGCAAUUUUGCUUUACUGGAGGUCAUGGCAUGUAGCAUAAGUAUCAGAAAUAGGGUAGUUCAAGUGUUAGUAGUUACUGAUAAUAUGUUGUGCCUUUAAGCCUGGUUGGAUAAAACCUGAUACAUAUUGAGCAUAACGAUGUUUUAAAACUCAGUGCCCAGAACCCUGAUGCUGCACUUGCAUUUCUGCUUUAUUGCUGUGGUAGUCGCAAAAGUACUCACAGGUUUGAAAGAGUUCAUCUAGAUAUAUGGGAGAGGGUAAAGGAUUGAUUAUUGUAUGUUGCUUGAUUCUUGAGGUCUUGCGUGGGAAAACUGGUAUUGUAGAAUCUUCUUUAUAUGAUUGCUUAAAAAUCUACUGUAUUUUUUUAAACUGCCUUGUAUAUUUAAAACUGUCCAGUGUGAAGGAAGCCAAAUGGUGUAUCUUUAAAGAAUGUGGGAAAACUAUUUUACUAGACGUCUUGAGCUCUAAAUCUUUUACCAGUUUGACACUGAGGACAUGGUGUCUUAACUGUAACCUUAUGCUACAAUUAUGGUGGAAAUUGUGCAAGCUUCUGCCAAGCUUUAGAAGUGAAGUGAGGAUUUAAGGUGCCAUACUGACUGUAGGAUUGGGCCAAAUCAUUUGUAUUUGACGCUUGUCACUGGCUUGCUCUGGUUACCCUAAUCCAUUCCUUUUAGGAUUUUGUUUCCUUUUCUGUAUUCUAGGUUUUCUUUUGUUGUAAAAGGCUUUUAAGUUUUCCUGAUGAUGUAGAAGAUAUGAGCUGUAUGAAACUUUAUUUGGGGGUUCUAACACUAAAUAUGAUGGAAAUGGUUUAAAGGAAAGGAAAGAUGUUAGAUGCACAGUAAAAACCGGUUCUUUCUAUGAUGUGACAAGUUGUUACAUACCUUUUCAUAUGUGUUUUGUUAGCAUGUAUCAUGUAUGUAUGCUUAACCCGUUGUGUCUUUAAAAAGAAUUUUUUGUCUCUCUAAGCAGGGGGGGAAAGAAUCUGUUCUGGAUUAAUUCAAUUUCAUAGUUUCACUUUUGUUUAAGUACACAAUAAUUAAGUGACAGAGAGUACACGAGAGCUUAAUAGAUAGUUAACCUUUCUGAACUCACAGAUGUGUGCAAAUACUAAUGCAGAAAAGUAAAAGUAGAUAAGUGCUCUUCAUGGAUUUACAGAGGGGGGAGAUACUAUUGUGGAAAAGCAGGAAGAUGUGGUUUGAUCUCAUGUUUCAAUUUGCAGCUUUUAAGAAUUUGGGAACUACCAUAGAAUUAAAACCCCCAAAUAUGACUCUUAUAAACUUCAUCUAAAAUUCUUAAAUGUUGUUUCAGAGUUCUGCUAUAAACAAAACUAGUUCAAUGUAAACAUUCAAAUAAAAUACAUGCUUUAAUGGAAAAAGUAAUUCUGAAAGCCUGUGUUUUAUUAAGAUGACUAGUGUUAUUUGGAAAGUUAGGUGUAUUUUCUUGUAUCUUUACUUUUAACUGCAUAACCUUAAAGGAACAGAGGUGAAAUUAAUGACAUGCAGGGAAAGGCUAAAUAUGCAGGACAAAAUUUCCUGGGAAAGGACUGAAGUUCAAAUAUGUAUAACUUACAUAGCAGUGCUUCCAGUAAAGAACUUCUGUUAUGAGUUUAGAGAGCUCCUGCUUAGAAACAGGUGCUGCCCAAAUCUGGUCCUGCUCUUAUUGCAGGAAGAUGUCAUCUUUGCCUUGAUUGUGACAAACCAAGAACAGGAUUAUCAGGAUGUAAGUUUAUGAAGAACAUAAUUAUCUUGCCACAGUCAUAAAUCUGAAUGGUUGAAGAGUCAGCCAGCAUCUUCAGAUAAGCUUGUUUGCUGAGUGGGUAUGUGUACAGCUGCAUGAUUGUUACAGCCUUUCCAGGACUUGGAAUAUGCCUUUGGUUGUUUCAGCAGUUGCUUCAUGUGCCUCAGUUAAUGAAGUUCAUUUAUGGCUACAAGGAUGCUUUUCAAAGUCUUCAUCUUUUCUGCUUAGCAAAUUCUCUUGGACAGUGACAUCCACCGCAGUUGUGGGUUGAGAGUGGUGCCGUCAUGGGGUGCUUAAAUCAGCAUUUGCUCCUAUCAGCUGCAGUUGCCUUAGUUUAUACCUGUUCAGUCAUUACAGUGCACUUCCAAACAUUACUUUUCAUUAAUUGAAUUUGUAUUCUCAGUGAGGUAUUGAUCUGAGCAAGUUUGAGUAGAAACUUAAGAAAAUACAGUCUAGUUACAUUUGUACUGUCAAUGACACAAAUUCCUUUAAUAAUUCCAGGUGUGUUACAGAAAAUUAAUCUCUUGGAUGGUUCUGAUUCCCUAAUUUUGUAAUAAAGAUACUCAGAUUUUGUUCUGCUUCCAUUUUCUGAGGUUCAUCUUUAAACUGUUUGGACAUCUGCAUUUAUUUUAGCUUUCACAGCUUGAUGUAAACUAGAGUCACUCAAACUUUAUGCAUAAAUGUGUCCUGUCAGAGCAUACUGAUCAGUCAGGUGCUGAUCAGAUGUAAGAUUUUGCAGAGCCCAGAAUGAAAGUAAGUUGACCAAAAUAAGUUGUUAAAUAAGAUGGAAGUAAAGUUACAAGAAGACAAGAACAAGAUUGAUUAGAAUAGGAGAGGAAACAGCUCUGAAGGUAGUCUGUAAAAAGUAGUGCAAAAGAAUCUGAUAACGAGUACAUGUUCUGUUAACCUUUUAAAGAAAUGGAUGCAUCAGGAUGUAGAACUUCAGUUUGAAAUGCAGAUUUCUUUGGAGAAGCUACUGCUUGCUUAAGUGGAGUUUGUUUUUCAAGACAUUGCAAGUAAUGUUUGUAGUGUAUUAGAACGGAUGUUUUUUACUUGUGUACAUCAAAGGUCACAAACAGGUAACUGAAGUAACAGCUUUUAUGUUUGUAGCCAUUUUCUCAUUAAUGUGUUGAUAUUUACAAAUUUGGCACCUGAGAUAAUUUUGAUAGCUUGUUUGUAAAUUAGUGGUUUUAAUGUGAGAGUUACAGUGCGAGCUUGCACUUCAAAAUCUGAAUGAGCCAUGAUGAAAAACAGUACCAACAAUCAAUCUCUUUAAUUAAAAAUAUUUAGUUUUGAAUAUGAUUCCAAGUUACUGCCUUUGUAUAUAAGAUGAUAUCAAAAGGGAGUUCCCCACUUCUCACGAUGUGGUCUUGGCCUAGUCCUGUGCAAAGAAGUGUCACCGCUGAGGCCUUUACUUUGCUCUCAAGUGAAGAAAAUGAUAACCAACUAGAGUGUCUUUAUGGGAGGGUAUAUGGUGGAAUGGUUAAUAGUGUUCCUAACACUCACUAAGAUGCCUGAUCUGUUAUUCAGACUUGAAAUUAUUUCUAAUAUAGAGCUUUUCAGUCCUCUUUGUUACAUGUUAGUAGGUAUUUCUUUUGCUCUACAUAUGACUGCUGAGCUUAAAGCUUUUUAAAAAAUGUUUGAUAUUAACUUAGAAAGCUGUUUCACUUUGGGUAGGAAGAAUAGCUUUAUCUUGCAGGUAGUAGUGACUUUACUAAAAUAAGGAAUGCUGUACAUAGAAUUUACAGCAUUCUAUGGUACUAUAAAGCUGAAAUAAAUCCCGAUAGUGCAGCUUUAGCAAUAUGUCCAGUUGUGCAAGGAAAGGACAAAAAGCCAAGUUUGAGUCCCAGCUUGCCAAGCAAUGAAGCUUGUACAACAGUUGCAAAUAGAGAAAUUGUUCCUUUAUUCAACAUUGCUUUGUGGGUUUUUUGAUAAACAGGUAAGUCUAUGUCAGUAUAGCAGUAUGUGGUAGAGCAUUUGCAGGUUACCCUGCAGUUUAUUAAUGCUGUUUGUUGUCUUUGUCUUGAAAUACAGGUUCUGUUUCCUGUGUAUUUCAAAUCUAAUGUAAGAUUUUCUGUUCUCUACCAAAUACAGUUUUAUUAUGGUGGAAGCCAGAAGUUGGUAUUCUGCAUUUGUUAUAAAGUAAUCUGAGAUGGAAGUUGUCACCCAGUAGAGUUAGUACAGGAAGGAAAUUACUUAAUUGCACAAAGAAUCACAGAUCUUUUGACAGGACCAGAGACAACAGGUA